Molecule: messenger RNA, 4878 nt
Organism: Oncorhynchus nerka (sockeye salmon)
Lineage: Eukaryota; Metazoa; Chordata; Actinopteri; Salmoniformes; Salmonidae
Product: calcium/calmodulin-dependent protein kinase kinase 2-like
Exons: 16
Coding region: 408-2114 (568 amino acids)
Biological process (GO): protein phosphorylation; intracellular signal transduction; positive regulation of protein kinase activity
Cellular component (GO): cytoplasm
Molecular function (GO): calmodulin binding; calcium/calmodulin-dependent protein kinase activity; ATP binding
Source: RefSeq, a predicted model, not a curated record
GAAAUCAUCAAGGCUAUAUUACUCUGCCAAGAAAGGGCAAUUCCAUGGCAAGUUUGUUCCAGUUACGCUCCGAAAAGCUAUUUUCUUUUGUGAAUCUUCAGGAGAAAAUAAUACAACCGUUUGUUUGAGGGUCCAUCACCCCACAGCAUUUCACCCACCGGCCAAACGGUGUCUGCCCAACUGCAUUGGUCCGUCGGGAUUUUUGCUAACUAUCACAACGAUACCAUCGUUCUGUUUCUCUAUGUAGCUAACCGGCAACAUCAGCGAUACUUCAAUGCCUCAAGUGGCUAUCGCGCGGAACACCAUUAACGUUAGUUGACAGUUGCACUUUGUGACAAGUUGUCUGCUCUCCUGAGGUAGACCACUGAUGGAGCAGCAGCCAAUAGGCUCUGGGGACAGUCUUCGUCAUGUUUCCGUGUGUUUCCUCCUGGCCCUCUGCUGAGCCCCCGUCGCCCUGUGGCCAUGCCCCCCAGCCCACACACACUCACACACAGCCCCUGCUGUGCAGUGGCCCUGCCCCAACAAUGAACCCUCACCCCCACCCUGUCCCAGACUACAUGGAGUCCCUCAUCGUGGUGACCGAGUACGAGCCCAAGGGAGGUGAGGAGGUGGAGGACAUGGACAGCUCCGAGACCCCUGAGCCUGGCGCACCCCUCUUCAGAACCCCCUCCUGCGACCAGCUGUCCCAUGCUGUGGGCCGCCCCGUGGCCCUGUUCCCCAAGCCCCAGGAGCACCGGGGAAGACUAAACCUGUCGGACAGGAAGCUGUCCCUGCAGGAGCGCUCCCAGACGGCCUUGUCUCCCUGUGGCUCCCCAGGGCUCAACGGCCACUUCAUCUACCCCUCGCUGCCCUACUCGCCCAUCACCUCGCCCCACUCCUCCCCCCGGCUGCCCCGUAGACCCACUGUGGAGUCUCACCGCGUCUCCAUCACUGACCUGCAGGACUGUGUGCAGCUCAACCAGUACAAGCUCAAAGAUGAAAUCGGAAAGGGCUCAUAUGGUGUUGUCAAGCUGGCCUACAAUGAAGACGACAACACCUACUAUGCAAUGAAAGUGCUGUCCAAGAAGAGGCUGAUGAGGCAGGCAGGUUUCCCACGGAGACCGCCCCCCCGCGGCGCCAAAGCAGCCCCUGAAGGCCCCCCUCAGCCCAAAGGACCCCUGGAACGGGUCUACCAGGAGAUUGCCAUCCUGAAAAAGCUGGACCAUCCCAAUGUAGUGAAACUGGUAGAGGUUCUGGAUGACCCUGGUGAGGACCAUCUGUACAUGGUGUUUGAGUUGGUCAAACAGGGGGCUGUGAUGGAAGAGAUGCCCACAGACAAGCCGCUGAAUGAAGACCAGGCACGGUUCUACUUCCAAGACCUGCUCAGGGGGAUUGAGUUCUUGCAUUACCAGAGGAUCAUCCACCGGGACAUCAAGCCCUCUAACCUCCUAGUUGGGGAGGACGGUCAUAUUAAGAUCGCUGACUUUGGGGUCAGUAACCAGUUUGAGGGGGCAGACGCCCUUCUGACCAGCACGGUGGGCACGCCCGCCUUCCUCGCCCCAGAGACCCUCUCCGAGACCAGGAAGAACUUCUCUGGCAAGGCAUUGGAUAUUUGGGCCAUGGGAGUGACGCUCUAUUGUUUCGUGUUUGGAGUGUGUCCCUUUAUGGACGAACGCAUCCUUAGUCUUCAUCAGAAGAUCAAGACCCAGCCAGUGGAGCUGCCAGAGCAUGCAGACAUAUCUGACGAUCUAAAAGAUCUGCUACUGAAGAUGCUGGACAAGAAUCCAGAGAGCAGGAUAUCAAUACCACAGAUUAAGGUGCACCCAUGGGUGACGAGGCACGGAGCGGAACCCCUCCCUCUGGAGGAUGAUAACUGCUCCAUGCUGAUUGAGGUGACCGAGGAGGAGGUGGAGAACUCUGUCAAACACAUCCCCAGUCUGGCCACUGUGAUCCUGGUGAGGACCAUGCUGAGGAAGCGCUCCUUUGGGAACCCCUUUGACUGGGGCCGUCAGAGGACUGAGGACAGAGGCACCAGUCUGUCUGCACCGGGGCACAUGCUCACGAAACAAGAGAGCAUGGAGGGCAUGAGAAGUAUGGACCUGCCCUUCGUGGGAGAAGAUGAGGCUCUUUCCUGAUGCCAUGUGGUUUUUAAGCGCAAGGGUUGGGGCAUGCUAGUGACUCGACUUGCAGUCCGCCCUCAAGCCCACCCUUCACUCACUGCUAUGUUAUGUUGUGGCAGCCACCAAUGUUUUUGUUUUUUUAGGUGGACGGGACUGUUGGAAGAACUCCAUGACUUGUAUAGAGACGUGACUGGAGCCUGGACAUCCUUCUGGGGGAAGCUCCCUUAUUGUCACUCACUAACCCCCUGUCUGUAAUGCAUGCUUAUGUUUCUAGUCAUAGCAUGCUCUGUCUCAGGCCUCUGAUGUACAGGUCUGUUUGCCUAGGUACCUGUGUUUCUCCACCCUCUCCACCAUUUGAAAAGACUCACGUUUAAUGCAGAGGUAUGUGGGAGGGGGUGUUUAUGGAUGGUUGUACAUUUCAAAGGGUGACUCCUGGUCCCCACAUUUCAGCAGAGCAGAGUACUUGACUAUGUUUGUCUGUACCACUCAUCAAUGUGGACACUUUAGGAACAUUCAUGUUUUCAGUGGAAACCUGUAUAGGAGAGGUUUAUUGAGAUGAAAAAGGUUUACUACAUUCAUAGUAUGCAUGUGUGUCUGUUGAUUUCUCAAUGCAAACAUUGUAGAAGCGACACAAGUUGCACAUUAAUAGAAUUAGUUGUUGCUGAACAAUCUAUUUGUUUUAUUUAUUAAGUCCUCACAAAUGAUUCAUUGUAAAAUGUCUCCCAGUUACGACAACUGGUGAAGAGCUUUUAAAAACGUAAUGUAACUAAAUGUUUCUAAUAUAUGUGUUUAGCAAAGGGGGUGAUACAGUGUUGAAGCUGAAAUCAAAAUCACGUUUGUUUCUUUUUGUAUGGUAAUAGAUUUACAGAUCUCAUUUUCAGAACACCAAAAAGAAAAUGGUUAUCAUAUUUUGUAAAGUAAUAUCAUUCAUAGAGAAACAAACACCUUUUAAACAAGUGCAUUGCAAUGUCAUUGUGAAAUUGUAUCAAUUACUGGCUCUUACAAAUGAAUUUUAAUACCAAGAGUAUAGCCAAGUGCGGCUGCAGACCUCUUGUACAAUCUAUGCAUGACAUAUCCCUUAUGGAAAUGUUGGAAUUAGUUUGACAUGGAUAAAGUUGUCAUCAGAUAUGGUAAGAUACAAAUGAGAUGGUAGAACUUCGACAUUGCCAGUAGAGUGCAAUCUUUUUAAAUUCUCUGCUUUUUCUCCAUUUUUAGAUGAGCCCAAAGUGGUGGAAUAAUCUCCCCAGUUCUCUAGUGGCAUGUGUUUUUAACAUCUUGCCCCUUUUGAAUAUAGUUAGACAAUGUUGGUGUACAGAUCACUUCAGUCACUGAACAGGUUUAUGAUUCCAUGAGAUAUUAUUGAAACAACAUUAAUUCAACAAUGAAUGCUUCCACAUAGUGAUUAUUUCAGCACCAAAGUGUCAUUUUCUUGCAUGUCACUGCUGUACGUGAAAACACGGUAUGUUGUGUUUUUUAAGACUUACUAUGCACUCCGUCAGCCUGUCAUGUAUGCUGUGUUUAAUGGUGUCUGGGUGAGGAGGUCUCUGUAUAGCUGACCACUAAGUGUCUUCAGAAAGUAUUCAUACCUCUUCACUUGUUCCACAUUUUGUUGUGUUACAGCUGGAAUUUUUCUCACCCAUUUACACACAAAAUGUACGCAAAUGUAUUGAAAAUUAAGUACAGAAAUAGCUCAUUUACAUAAGUAUUCACACCCUUCAGUCAAUGCAUGUUAGAAUCACCUUUGGCAGUGAUUACAACUGAGUCUUUCUGGCUAAGCAUCUAAGAGCUUUGUACACCUGGAUUGUAGUAUUGGCUCAUUAUUCUUUACAAAAAUGUUCAAGCUCUGUCAUAUUGGUUGUUGGUCAUUGCUAGACAACCAUUUUCAUGUUCUACCAUAGAUUUUCAAGCAGGUUUAAGCCACAACUGUAAAAAUUCACUGUCUUGAUAAACAGCUCCAGGAUUGAUUCUCCAGGCUUUGUGUUUUAAGUUAUUGUCCUGCUGAAAGGUGAAUUCAUCUCCCAGUGUCUGGUGGAAAGCAGACUGAACCAGGUUUUCCUCUAGGAUUUUGCCUGUGCUUAGCUCCAUUUCAUUUCUUUUUUUUUUAUGCUGAAAAACUCCAGUCCUUAACAAUUACAAGCAUACCCAUAACAUAAUGCAGCCACAACUAUGUUUGAAAAUAUGGAGAGUGGUACUCAGUAAUGUAUUGUAUUUGCCCAUAACAUAACACUUUGUAUUCUUGGCAGAAAUGUAAUUGCUUUGCCAAUUUUUUUGCAGUAUAACUUUAGUGCCUUGUUGCAAACAGGAUGCAUGUUUUGGAUUGUUUUUUAUUCUGUACAGGCUUCCUUCUUUUCACUCUGUCAAUUAGGUUAGUAUUGUGGAGUAACUACUAUGUUGUUGAUCCAUCCUCUGUUUUCACCUAUCACAGCCAUUAAACUCUGUUUUAAAGUCACCAUUGGUCUCAUGGUGAAAUCCCUGAGCGGUUUCCUUCCUAUCCUGCAACUGAGUUAGGAAGGACACCUGUAUCUUUGUGGUGACUGGCUGUAUGGAUACACCAUCUAAAGUAUAAUUAAUAACUUCACAAUGCUCAAAGGGAUAUUCAAUGUUUGCUUUUUUUUCUUCUUUUUUUUACCCAUCUACCAAUAGGUGCUCUUUACAAGGCAUUGGAAAAUCUCCCUGGUCUUUGUGUUUGAAAUUCACUGCUCGACUGAGUGACCUUACAGAUAAUUGUAUGUGUGGGGUAUAGAGAUUAGGUAGUUAUUAAAAAUCAUGUUAAACACUA